AGAAAAGUCGUAUAAAUAAACUCUCGAGAUCAAAAUAACUCGUUUGCAUUAAUUGUACAACUAGCAUCCUGAUAACUAUGGAUUGAUCGACUGUGUUGCUUGUCAUACUCUAUUUUCUCGACACCAUAAUAGUAAUAUUUCGAGCCCUGUCCAAUUUGUCGGGUCCAUUUUUUUCUCUUUCUUUUCUUCAGACUGCUUCUUCGACUUUUUUUCCCCCCUUAGUUCAGCUCCAGCGGACCUCCCAGUUGCCUGCAAGCCACAGAACCCACGGACACUGCCGGGCUCUUGUCAGAACCCCGGUCUCCACUGGUCGUCGCGCUUAUCCACACUCCACCUGUCGAAGCUUGGGAAAAAGGACACAGUUGUUUUAUCUAAGCUUCUAGCCCCCGUGUAGGUUUGAGAGCUCCCCUCUAUUGUAAAAAGCCUCUAUCCCAAUCUAGCUCUCCGGGAAGUCGUUUUUAGUCUUUUAUUAUUUUCCAUUUUCCACUGCACUACGUUAUUUCGUACAUUCCUAGAGAGAAAACAACGAAACACCACGUUGGUUUUGUUUUCGCAUUCACUGAUCAGACUCGACCGCCUUUUUCGAUUACAACAGAAACUUGGCCCACCGACAGCCUCGCCGCUGCAUUCCCCAUAAGUUUGUCCACGCACACUAGCGAAGGAUACGGCUCGAAUCCGCGUUACACGCAGAAGCGCUCGACCACCUUGUAUUUUUUUGUGUGCGCUUGGCCGGCAACAAAGGACAAGCGAUACAAAUCUCCCGCUUGAUACAACAACCCGCUUGCACAAACUCCGGGUAGAGCUAGCAACAAUGUCGCAACGAGGACCUUCGGGCUACGGCAUACCGAAUGCCCCCAACCCUUUCGGAGGCCCAUCAUCACAGCCUGACGGCCAAGGCAGCGCCCUGGAUGCCAUCAGGGAGCAAACGAGCAAGAUCGAGGACAUGUUGGACUCGGUUUCGGAGCCCAUCAAGCCAUAUCUUCCAGCCAUCGGCCGCUUUCUUAUUGUGGUCACCUUUAUCGAGGACGCCCUGCGGAUAUUGACGCAAUGGAGUGAUCAAGUCUACUACCUUCGUGACUACCGUGGCUUCCCCAGGGGCUUCCCCCAGCUCUUCCUCAUCAUCAACGUUGUCGCCAUGGUCGUCUGCUCAGGAAUGGUCAUCACCAGGAGAUUCUCAGAGUAUGCCGUUGGCGGUCUCAUCGCCGUGGUUAUCACCCAGGCUCUCGGCUACGGUCUUAUUUUCGAUCUCAACUUCUUCUUGCGCAACCUGUCGGUCAUGGGUGGCCUGAUCAUGGUCUUGUCGGACUCUUGGGUGCGCAAGACCGUCAACUUUGCCGGCCUGCCGCAGCUUGAGGAGAAGGACCGCAAGAUGUACUUCCAGCUUGCCGGCCGUGUUCUGCUCAUCUUCCUCUUCAUCGGCUUUGUGUUCGCUGGCGAGUGGAGCAUCUGGAGGGUCAUGGUCUCCUCGUCGGCCUGGUUGCCUGCAUCAUGGUUGUUGUUGGAUUCAAGGCCAAGUUCAGCGCCACUCUCCUAGUCGUCAUCUUGAGCAUCUUCAACCUCUUUGUCAACAACUUCUGGACUCUUCACGAGCACCACCCCCACAAGGACUUUGCCAAGUACGACUUCUUCCAGAUCCUCUCGAUCGUCGGUGGCCUGCUUCUGCUCGUCAACAGCGGUCCUGGCCAGUUCAGCAUCGACGAGAAGAAGAAGGUUUACUAAAGAAAAAACGACGCAUCACACAAUUGGGGCUGCCAGGAAGGUUGGGGGAGGUUUUGCGGAGACCUGGUUCCCCUCUAUUACCUCUUCACGAACGCGGUACGGCGGCGGCGCAGGUCUGCUGCGGCGAUGGGGCAGUGGUUCCCCUGACUGGAUAUUUGCAGCAGGCGUUUGAUCUUUGUUACGAGGGGCUCUACCUUUGAACAUUGGGCUCAUUUUAGGGGGUUAGGGGGUAUUUUUUUUUAAAAAAAAGGAAAGAAAGAUGAUUCAAGCAGCACGGACGUCGGAUCACAUGGGUGUGGUCUGAAGAGCACGGAUUUGGGCUUGACGUUGGCAAACCGGGAGGGGAAGAAAUUCUAGCCCCAAACGAUACUCUACUCUUCAGCUUUGACGUUGCAGACUUGUGUAUAAAAAUUCAAUUAAACAAAGAUGUUAUGAUUCUGUUUCAAACCCGCGUGUCAGUUGGCGCAAGUGAUCAACCUAGAGAGAA
This is a messenger RNA of Pyricularia oryzae 70-15, 2206 nucleotides long. Its product is annotated as ER-derived vesicles protein ERV29. The record is from RefSeq and is a predicted model, not a curated record. Gene Ontology annotation, biological process: Golgi organization. Gene Ontology annotation, cellular component: endoplasmic reticulum-Golgi intermediate compartment; membrane; endoplasmic reticulum. The transcript is spliced from 5 exons. NCBI's taxonomy places the organism in Eukaryota, Fungi, Ascomycota, Sordariomycetes, Magnaporthales, Pyriculariaceae. Bases 812 to 1534 code for a protein of 240 amino acids.